Messenger RNA from Trematosphaeria pertusa, 894 nucleotides. RefSeq lists its product as uncharacterized. NCBI's taxonomy places the organism in Eukaryota, Fungi, Ascomycota, Dothideomycetes, Pleosporales, Trematosphaeriaceae. The transcript has 3 exons. The coding region runs from base 1 to 894 and encodes 297 amino acids. The record is from RefSeq and is a predicted model, not a curated record.
AUGGGCGGCAAUUUCUGGUUCGGCCGCAGUCGAGAACGGUCGCAGAGCGCGCAGAACGAGCCGCUGCCCUCCGCCACGGCAGAGUAUUCGUCCCCAGCCAAGGAUGAGCAAGAUCUCUGGUAUGAUGGCACGACGUCUGAGGACGAUCUCAGCCCCAUCAAGGGGAGCAAGAGGGCCAACGGUGCAGGCAGUCUCGUCUCAAUUCCGUCGCUCGAUCCAGAGGAAGAAGCCAUACUCCUGCCCUACAUGCCCGCCCUCUUCGGAAAAGAUCUCCCGCCAUGCGGCGCCGAGAUCCAAGUCGCGUACGAUAAUGUAAACACCCGCCUCCGCCAGCGCUGGCUCUCCCACCGUGGCCAACUGUCCGCGAGCGACAUCUGCCAAACCGUCAAGGAAGAGCUAUCGAACCAGAACUUGAUGUGGCCAGCCUUCUGCUUCAAGGCAGGUCAGUUCAAGAAGCGCAAACCGUGGCGCCGGGAGAACGUCUUCCACUACGAAGUCCGCUGGAUCGACUACUUUGUCCGCGAAGCGCAGGCUCCCGAGCCGAUGACCGAGUCUGAGAUCGUUGACCGAGAGAAGCAGCCCUCUGUUCCGAAUGUCCUGGGCUUCACGUGCGAUAAGAAGGAGGUGCUGGAGCUGUGGGAUGCGUGGCACACGAAGAAGCGGGCUCGGGCGCCGGCUGUGCCUGGGACGGCGAUGGAUGCGGCCUCAGGUUUGGAAGCCCUAACUCUCAAGUCAGCCGCUGGGGAGGGUGCUAAUCGCGUUGAGGAAGACUCCGGAGCGUCAGUAGCAUCGUCGGUGACAGUCGUUGAACAACCCGCGGCGGAACAUCGAGAGCAUGGGGAGGGAGAGACCCAGGCUGGAUCAAAUGCGUGGUGCCAGGACGAUCAUGACUGA